AUGGGCGAACUCACUUGGCAGGCUGCCGCUGCGGCCAACAUCCUUGAGGCGAGGAAACGGAAUGGAAGAAUUGCCAGCAAGAAGUCGAGAUCAGGAUGCACUACCUGCAAAUCCCGCAGGAUAAAAUGUGACGAGACUCAUCCUGAAUGCCGGAAUUGCAUCAACGGUGGUAGGACAUGUGGCGGGUACAUGAAUAGGGCGUCUCCCAUCACGAUCAGCAAGACGAGUCGCUCUCUCAUCGGCCAACGGCUGUCCCAAACACUUGGAUUGCAAGAAAACGAACGACGAACUUUCGACUAUUUCCUCUCAUGGACGGCCCCUCGUAUGGCCGGGGCUCUGGACAAGGACUUUUGGUGCGGUCAAGUCCUCCAGGUCGCUCAGUCCGAGCCCAUCGUUCUGGAUGCUCUUCUUGCGAUUUCCAUUCUCUACGAACAUCCACAAUUCAUGAAAAGCUUCUACCCUCCCGGAGACCCAGAGAUAUCGACAGAUCCCAAGUUUCAGAAUGGCGUGGUCAAUAUUGCACACCCGGCGUUCUCAAAACCACCAAUAGACGAAUUUCAUGUGACUGCUUUGAUGCACUACAACCGUGCCAUCAGCCGGUUCAAGGAGCGGAUGGACGAAGGGACAGCGACUCCUCUACUGGCCUUGCUUACGUGCACGCUCUUUAUAUGUACAGAGGUCAUUCGUGAUCAUGUCUUUGGAGCGUUGGGGCUCUUCACCCAAGGCAUCAAGCUUUUAAGCCAAUACGAACCCAAUGGUGACACAGACACUGCCUUGUUUCUGAAUCUGAGGCUCAUGUUUGCUCGAUUCGGUCUGCAAACGGCACUUUUUGGCCAUUCUGGAAGAGUCGAAGUUCCGGCUGAUCUCACCGAUGUCAAUACGGAGGAAGGCUUCAGCGAUAUCCUCCACGCACGCACGUCACUAUACGCGUUGACAACCGAGGUCCAUGAUUGUAUUCGCGCAGCCGCAGAAUUCAGCGUUGGACCUGGCGCCAAUCUCCCACCUACCAAUUUCGUCGAUGAUUAUCCCACAAGAGCAGUACGACCAGGCGAUGUUGUAGGCAUCAACAAGGGCGUUAGUCGGCUGUAUUAUGGCUGCGUGGACGACUCGGCCGUAGCGACCGACAUGGGAUUGAAGAAUGGAUCUGGAGCCGUGCGGAUGCCACCACCUGACUAUUCUACGCCUAUCAGCCCAUCGGAUGAGAUACUUGGACGGCAAUCGACUCUACGAGAACGACUUUUGCAAUGGCACGACGCUUUCAAGAAGACGCCAUUCUGCCAGGUCGAAGACGAGACAAACGCCAAUCUACUAAUGCAGUGCCACAUCUUCAUGGUUUGGCUCGAUGCUUGCCUCUCGCCCUUCGAGAUGGCUUUUGAUCAGUUUGCAGAAAAGUUUGAAGAGAUCCUGCGCCUAGCAGACAUCUUUACGAGAUGCAAGCCUGAUAGACCGACAUUUACUCUGGAAGCUGGUGUAAUGCCACAUCUUUAUUUCGUCGCAACCAAGUGCCGUGUUCCUUCACUGCGUAGGAGAGCUGUCGAGCUUAUGCACAAAGCCCCCUUGAAAGAGUCCAUGCACGGCGCUACCUCAGUCGCCGAAUUCGUCAAUCGCAUCAUUGCCAUUGAGGAAGAAGACCUCUACUCAUAUCCCACCCCGCCUGGGUCUUCCCGAAACGCCAGUCAAUCUCCGCCCAUCGAUGACUCCAUCCUGCCCGCUGAAUCAAAGAGAGUUCAAAAUCUCGAGAUCUUGAUGAAUGAGCCUGCCAGUCGUUUCGAGAUCCGUGUUACUCGUCAUUCGUAUGAUGCGGCCGGCCGGCGCACCAAGUUGGUUGAGGACUAUCCGGUAUGA
Molecule: messenger RNA, 1845 nt
Organism: Zasmidium cellare ATCC 36951
Lineage: Eukaryota; Fungi; Ascomycota; Dothideomycetes; Mycosphaerellales; Mycosphaerellaceae
Exons: 4
Coding region: 1-1845 (614 amino acids)
Biological process (GO): regulation of DNA-templated transcription
Molecular function (GO): zinc ion binding; DNA-binding transcription factor activity, RNA polymerase II-specific
Source: RefSeq, a predicted model, not a curated record